GGCCAGUGUGUCUUUGGUUUUGUACACUUAAGGAGAGGGUUAAGAAGAGAACUGAAAGAUUUAUCACCAUGAACCGGGCCUGGACUGUGUUCAAGGCUCACCCGUACAUCAGUAACAUCCUGGGAUACACAACGCUGUUUGCUUCUGCUGACCUCAUACAGCAGAGUGUGCUGGGUGGGAAUCACACUGCAGGAUCCACAUCGGAGGAUCGAGCUGGCAUCGACUGGUGUCAGACAGCUCGAGUGGCGACUGUCGGCUUCUGUUUCCAUGCCAACUUCAACUACCACUGGCUCAGAUGGCUGGAGAGGAUGCUGCCAGGGGGCGGAGUAAAGGCAGUGACAGGGAAAGUUGUCAUAGAUCAGCUGGUCGCAGCUCCUCUCACCAUCAGUGCCUUUUAUAUUGGUUUAAGUUUACUUGAAAAGAAAGAUGACCCGCUUGAAGACUGGAGACAGAAAUUCUGGACAUCUUACAAGACUGGAGUGGUAUAUUGGUCAACAAUGCAGGCAGUGAACUUUGCCCUGGUCCCCCCUGUAGCACGGACAGUGUUUCUCGGAGGCAUCGCACUGACUUUCACAAUCUACCUGUGUCACCUCAGACAGCAGCAUGGCCACAAAGUCGAAUAAACCUCGCCUCCAUGAUGCAAGCUCUUGUACACUGUAACUGUUUCAAAGUAUUAUUUUUCUGUGCAUAUCGUGUGAAAACAAAUAAUGGCAUUAGAUACAUAGAUAAACUAAUUUAAGGGAGGAAUCCAGUUGCAUUGUCAUUAGAUUCAUUAGAGGAAACAAGGUUUCCUAAAUAAUGUAUACAAAUGUGAAUUAGAGUGCUGAAUCAUAUCGGUGUGAUCUGUCCUUCUGAGAACAGAGCUAUUGAAUUCACACUUUCAUUAUGUCAUAUUAACUUUGUUGACAUUUUUUUAACCAAUAAAAGUAAUAAAGGUUUAAUUAAGGACAUUGUAUUCAUUCAGAUUGUACAAUCAUGUAAAUAACUUUUGUUGUAGUAGUAGUAGCAGUAAUACUAUUAGUAGUAGCAGUAGUAGUAGCAGCA
Messenger RNA from Larimichthys crocea (large yellow croaker), 1044 nucleotides. RefSeq names its product mpv17-like protein. NCBI's taxonomy places the organism in Eukaryota, Metazoa, Chordata, Actinopteri, Sciaenidae. The transcript has 5 exons. The record is from RefSeq and is a predicted model, not a curated record. Gene Ontology annotation, cellular component: cytoplasm; membrane; mitochondrion. Bases 69 to 623 code for a protein of 184 amino acids. Gene Ontology annotation, biological process: mitochondrial ribosome assembly.